GUGCAUUCCUUGGUCUGUAGUAGAAUGACGAUGCAGGUGGCAUAGAACACUCGCAUGGCGGCAGCGAUCACUGGGAGUGAGUCAAUGUGCACACUGAAACUCGCCUCUUGUUUGUCAAGAUAGUGGAUUGGGUGGUGCUGCCGAAAAUUCAUUUCUUGCUGCAAAGAUACCGGUCGCGAUUGGUAAGAUUUUGUGCUGUGUAAUAGCAAGGCCCCCUACCGAAGCGAUAGCCCAAAUCCCGCUGCAAAAGGGCUGCGCUACUUGCAGCAGGAUAAAACUCUCCGACCUUUGAGUGGACGGUGCCUUUGAGUGUUUUCUUCCCAUAGAUCACCUCAACGCCAAAACAAGUCGAAUGCCCUCAAUCUGCCCAUGUCCGCCGCUGAUGUGCAGUUUGUCGGAGGAAGAAAAGGUAUUCCGUGUUUUGCGUGAGCUACGUGAGCGAGCCGAAAGUGCGGACGUACGUGAAGACGUAGAAAAACUUGAAAAAUUGCUCAACGACCCUCUAUUCAGACAGUAUAGUAGGAAGUCAACUACGGACGAAAACACGGAAACGCCAAAAAAAGAAAGUAAAUCAUCUCUAACGCAGUACCUUCGCGACAGCGUCGAGAAGGAUCUUCUCGAACAGCUGAAAGACAACCAGAAACUGCACUUUGUCGACUUCGAUGUGUCAUCAUUGAAGCUCGAAGUGCUAGAUCCGCGACGAGACGAUCGUUUCUUGCUGAUCGCCGGACCUAAGGACGUUAAAGCCAGAUCAGCUGGUCUGCUGCGAAUCGGCGACCGCAUCGCGGCAAUCGCCGGGUGGCAUGCUGCGGACGACGAGAACACCGCAGCUGGCGCUAUCGACGACGCGACAUCGCACCCGGAAGGCGGGCCUGCGACUCGGCAGGGCGGAGCUGCGACGCUCUCAGCGACGGCGACUUUGACGCCGCCGCAUCUGUUGAUCCGAUCGCCGACGGCGGCCGAGUUUCGCGACGCCGCGAACGCCGCGCGAUCCGCGACCGUUGCUAUUGCUAUCGCUUUGAUUCGCGAAACGACUAGUAUGGUGUUGUCUGGAGACUGGACACAAGUCGAAAUUAUCAGACUCUCUACUGAAGGUGGUGGACUGGGGUUUGGCAUUGUCGGCGGAACCAGCACUGGCGUGGUUGUGAAGACCAUUCUUCCCGGAAGUCCUGCUGAUAAGGAUCGCCGCUUGCGACCAGGAGAUCAUGUCUUGCAGAUUGGUAACAUCAGCACUCAUGGCAUGAGCAGUCAACAAGUGGCGACGAUUCUCCGACAACAAGAUUCUAUUGUUGAAAUGAUAGUAGGACGGCCGAUCAACUAUGCCGAUAGACCACCUGAUAAUCCUGAGUGUUGGACAAUGUCAACGAGAGCUGCUCUAUGUGCUGCUUCAUUGGAGGAGCACAUCCAGAAGAUACAAGCAAGUUCACCUCAUUCCCCGCAGAUCACCCCUUCGACUGUCUCACCUUCUGUCAGCCACGAUGAAGUUAGAGAGGUGAACGGCCCGAAAAGUAGCGGUGUGCGUGCGACCUCACCUCCCUCGUCAACGGCGCACGACCGAGCAGCUGAGGAACACAGUGCCAGCCAUACGUUGACGACGAACCCAGCUCCUUCGUCACGGCUGUCGCUCCAGGAGAUCGCACUCAACGAGUCGAAAACAGAAAAUUCAGCGGCGUGUGAGGAGCAGCAGCCAGAGGAGCACGCCGUAGCGACGACUGCAUCGACGCAGGCCUCGACCAGCGCUCCCCGUCGGAGCAGCACCGACUCGGACAAAGUGCGGCAACCAGUGCCUAAUGGCAGCGCCAUGCGUGUCAACACUGCCACCUCCACCACCACCGCUCAAACUCCGGAAACCCCUGUCACUUCAAAAAUUUCACUUCGUGCGCUUCAGGAAAUGGCAUUGACUGUAUUCUUGCGGGAAAACUGGCAGAAUACCGGCUAUGAAACAGUUGACGUCACUUUACUCAGGGAUCCCGCACUGGGACUAGGCAUCACUGUAGCUGGUUAUGUACAUAGAAAAGAGGAAAUCGGUGGCGUGUUCGUAAAAUCGCUCGUGCCACGAUCAGCUGCCGCUCAAUCUGGUCAAAUCCGUGUUCAUGACCUCAUUUUGGAGGUCAAUGGUAUGUCGCUAGAGCACCUAUCACAUGCGGAUUCAGUACGGACUUUGGUUAGAAGUGGUGAAAACGUGCAUUUACGUCUCAUUCGUUUUCCACCCGACAGCGCACAAGCACAGUGCUUGAAAAUGCUUCAGGAACAGGAAACGGACACGCAGGUGAUCGACGUACAAUCGUCAAAUCCGGGACUGGUGUCGGAAUGGAAACGACGUUUAUCCAAUGACGUCGACAUUGUGACCGCCAUUAUUCGGCCAGAUUCGAAUCGAGCGAAUGAUGGUGGACUUGGCAUUGCGCUGGAAGGCACUGUUGAUGUCGUAAAAGGUCAUCAGCUCUGUCCGCAUCACUAUAUCGAGUCCAUACGACACAACGGACCCGCUGCCGUGUCGGGCCUAUUACAGGCAGGGGAUGAGCUGCUGCAGGUCAACCACUCCGUGCUCUAUGGAGAAUCUCAUGUGACCGUGCGACAAGCCCUCUCUCGAGCUGUUCAUUCCGGAGCUCCAGUGACAUUGGUGGUAGCUCGACGGACGCAGCAUGUUAACGUGUUCCAACCAAGCUCGGAGAAAAGUCUGCCAGCUUCUUACCCGCUUCUUGCAUCCGGACACGAGAAAAUCGUCAAAGCAAAAUCUGAAGUUAACAUCCCAGAGAUGGCUACGAGUACGGAUGCUCUGCUACAGCAGGUGUCUAGACGUUUGAGAGCACGCUCACUCGAACCGCUCACUGGUUUAGCUGUAUGGAAUUGUGUGCCGCUAGUGGUUUGUCUCGAGAAAGACGAACGUGGACUAGGAUUUUCUAUAGUUGAUUAUCAGGAUCCCGCCCAUCCUGGCGAAACCGUCAUUGUGGUGCAAUCGCUCGUGCCAGGUGGACUAGCUCAGUCAGAUGGCAGAAUCGUGCCUGGCGAUCGCCUCCUCUUUGUCAAUCAACAUGACCUCAGCAACAGCAGUUUGGAACGAGCUGUGGCUGUGCUAAAGGCUGCUCCAUUGGGACGAAUCCGAAUAGGCAUUGCUAAACCGAUACCCAUAGAUCAGUGUCGCAGUUCAUCGCACUCGCCUAUAUUCACACGAAGUGAACGCCUGUUAGCUCGUGGUAGUAGUCCAAGAGGGCGAAGACGACAGACGCCUUCGGUGACCACAUCCAGUCAAGAGACCGUCUGGAUUGGAGCUGAUCAGUAUCGUAGGCUGCAUCCGCAGAGCUACUAUCCUUCAAGAAGCCCAUCUCACUCGCGAAGUGAUCGAAGUCUCGACGGUUCGGACACCUCGAUGACUUCGUGGUCUCCCUGCUCAACUCGAUCACUAUCGCCGGCGGGUUCACCAUUAUCAUUACGAGGCUCUUGGGCGUACGAUGUUGUUUAUCUACCGACGCAUUUGGAGCGAAGUAUUAAAAUCACUAAAGGAGCUCUCCCACUAGGUAUCGUUUUGGACGCCGACAAGGACAAAGGUGUGAACGGGGCUGCUGUGAAGAGCAUCUGCAGUAAGAAAGCGAUUGCUUUAGAUGGACGCAUACAGGUCGGCGACUACGUUGUGCGAAUAAAUCAGGAGAGCCUUCGAAAUGUCACCUCAUCGCAAGCUCGUGCAAUUCUUCGUCGAACAAAUCUAAUAGGCACUCAGUGCAAUGUUACUUACAUAACGUCUGCCGAUGCUAGAAUGUGGAAAGAGCGGUUUCAUCGUGAAAGUGAAGCACCAUCACCGGUCAUCAAUCGAUUAUCACCGAAAAUCUUUCCAAAGUUCUACCGAAGUCCUUAUAUGUCACGAAAGGAGUCGCUGAAAGACGCAGAUGAUACGGAACCGCCAUCGGAAUCCUCUGAGCUCGCCAUCGUACAGUCACCGUCGCAAAUGUCGGAAGCGCCGACAAAAGAAGAAGAUUUGAUGGUAUCCGAUGUGAGGGAAAAAGCAGAAAAGAUGGAGAAAGAGGAACGGGAAGAGCCGGAGCAAAAUGUGGAGAAAACCAAGUCAUCUAUGGACCAAACCGUGCUGGACGAUUUUGUACAGCAAAUGCUUCAGGAAUCUUUACGCGACGCAGUGCUUGAGGUCGUAGUAAGCAGCGCCAUUCCUGACUGGAAAGAGCGAACGCAGGAAAGGAAAAUUGUUUCUGCGGUUCCUAGCAGUUCUCAUGGUGGCACACCAAGCACUCCGCAGCACACCCCCGUGCAAUCCGCUGAGCCCUCAACAUCAGGAUCCCCCCUUGGUAGCCCCGAUCGUCAAGGAAGUCCUCCCUAUACUGUUUUACAUAAAGAAAGUCAGUCCUCGCCGUCAUCAAACGUAGAAAGUCGGGAAAGCGAACCAUCACCUUCAAGUAGACCUCAAUCAGCAACGAGCAUCAAGCCAAACAGUAUGAAAUCGGAGAAGUCGCAGUCUGCACCCAAAAGUGCAGAAGGUAUAGAAUUACCUGAGCCAUCAAGCCCUCCAGAAAGGGCUAAUGACGAGCAUGAGGCCGUGGAAGCAAAAGUGGAACAUACACCGGCGAUUAGUACGCAAAACUUGGUGUCGGAGAACCUUUCUCAGGCAAAGCAAGUGUCUCGCUCAAAAUUCUGGGGUGAAGCGCGAACAGUUGUCCUCCAACGAGAACCUAAUAAAUCUUUUGGUAUUUCCAUAGUAGGUGGACGUGUCGAAGUCUCUCAAAAAGGUGGUCUACCUGGAACGGGCAACACUGUUUCGGGAAUAUUUAUCAAGAGUGUUCUGUCGAAUAGCCCCGCUGGGAGGUCCGGAAUGAUGAAUAUGGGAGAUAGAGUGAUAUCGGUCAAUGACAUCGACUUGAGAGAAGCAACACAUGAGCAAGCCGUGAAUGCCAUUAAAAACGCUUCAAAUCCUGUUCGUUUCGUUCUGCAGUCUCUUCAUAGUUUCACUCCACAGCAGCAAAUGGUCAGCUCACCUUCCAAUUCCACAAUUGGCUCCGCACCAGCAGAUUCUGCAAAAGUAGAAGAGGCUCCUCCCAAUAACAAUCUGGAGAUGACGUCGACACCCGCACCUGUACAAUCGCCAAAUGCCGAAUUCGUAGCAGCGAUUAUUGAAGAAAAAGUGGACGAACACUUUCAGUUGAAGAAAAUCGAAGAGGCAGUAGAACGGGGGAGCGUUUCUUCACGCCAAAGCGUCGAUGAGCAGCGAAGCCAGUCCAGUAGUCAGAAAAGUGAACAGAAUGUAAGCCCUAGCAAGAAGUCUAUAGGAUCCACGGCGAGCGAGCUGCAGCGAGAAAGUCCGGAGAAGAAUGAAAUCGAAAAGCAGAGCGGCAGAGCGUCGAUUGCAAAAGACGAUAGCAUGCCGAAGAGAGACUCGUUGAGGAGUGAAGACUACAGGAAAGAGUCAGGACCAUUGAUUGUUUCGGAUGUAUCCAGCUCGGAAGCGCAUGAUGAAGAACCAAGUACCUCAUGUGCCCAAUAUCCUCCAUCCACAGCAUCAAAUGCGGCGACAGUAGCCUUCAGCGCGGCAGAUCUAUCAAAGGACGCCGAAGAUCCCGAAUCAGAAACAAGAUUCGGUUACACUAGCAAAAAGAUUCAACGAAAAUACGGACAUCUACCUGGCGAUGUGAUGUUAGUAUCAUGUGAAAAAGUUCCUGAAGCGGGCUUAGGCAUAUCUCUUGCUGGAAAUCGUGAUCGCGAUAAAAACAGUACAUUUGUUUUAUCUGUAAAGGUACAGUGCCCACUUACUGUAAGAGCUGGAGAUGAACUUCUUGAGGUCAACGGACGCGUGCUUGUCGGCCAACCUCAUAUCAUUGCGUCGUCUAUCAUUCGACAAUGUUGUGAAAAAGGCGAAGGUUUGGAGAUUGUCUUAUGUCGACGAAAUGGCUCGAUGGAGGAUGUCGCCGUUCGUUCUGGUGAUGAAACAGCCGCCUCCGUAAGUAAUCAGGUCGAACCUAUGCCACCUACCGUGGAUGUGUCCACUGAUUCCGCACUGCAUAACCUUGAACAGUCGUCUCGAAAGAAGAGCUGUAGUGUGGAAAGAACGGCGGCAAUAGAAACUGGUAGAGAAACCUUGAUAGAGAUUGAUAAGGAUGGAAAAGGGCUAGGAUUAUCGAUAGUAGGUGGAUCGGACACGGUACUAGGAACGGUAGUGAUCCAUGAAGUCUAUCCAGAUGGUGCUGCCGCGCAUGAUGGCCGCUUAAAACCUGGAGAUCAAGUUUUGGAGGUGAACAACGUUUCGCUUCGAGGAGUGACUCACGAUCAAGCAAUCUCCGCCCUCCGGCGAACACCACCAAAGGUCCGCCUCUUAAUCUACCGCGAUGUGAACCUGCAGCUGAGCUUAUUGGACCCGACGCAGAUCUACAACAUGUUUGAAGUGGAACUCGUCAAAAAACCUGGUAGAGGCCUUGGCCUAAGUAUAGUUGGCCGCAAAAAUGAGCCCGGCGUUUAUGUGAGCGAGGUAGUGAAGGGAGGUGCAGCUGAAGCAGACAACCGGUUGAUGACAGGCGAUCAGAUUCUUGCGGUGAAUGGACAAGAUGUAGCAAAUUCGAUGCAAGAGGACGUGGCGGCGAUGUUGAAGACGUGCGUUGGUCGAGUAUGUCUCAAGGUUGGACGAUGGAAAAUCACCGAGACUGCGAAUCGAGUACAUGCGGCAGCGGAAGCAGCUUUAGCUAGAUCGCAGACCACACCUCGAUCUGACGACUCGCGUACAUCAGCAGUGACAUCGGAAAGGAAAGAAGUUGCUUCACCGGCUCCUCCCGUUCGACCGAUCAUCACUCAUACUUCUCCAGAAGGAGAAGCUGUAGCUGAAGCCGAAGUUCAUUUGUCGCCUGUCACGGAAGAGCCAAGUAGUGGUACCGAUCAGCGCAGUCUACAAGAAGAAGAACGACAUCCGCAAGGAAUGGAAAUGCUGAAAGAUCUCAAAGAAGAAGGAAGUGACACUUUGUUACUGGAAUUGAAAAAGAUUCCUGACCAGCAACUUGGGAUGGGCAUUGGUAAGCGGUCCCGAGGCAUUCUGGUUACCUCAUUGCAACCGGGUUCAGCGGCGGCGGAGAAGCUCAAAGUUGGAGAUCGAAUCCUUGCUGUAAAUGCACUGCCUGUAACUGAUCAGCUCUCGGCUGUAACUUUUGUGAAGGCAAGUGGCCCUCGACUAUUCUUGCAAAUUGCUCGGCCACGAACAUCUCCUCAAUAGCAAACAGCACGGUUUUUUGGAAUUAUUGCACAAAUGCACCGAAACACUUCUAAUACGGGAACAGAUUAUGGCAGUGAACACAGCAGGGUCACCUGAUUGAUCAAGUCAUUGAAUUACAGUCUCAGAUAAGUCUAGUCUAUGUAGAUUUUAUAUCCUGUGGUAGCAUUAUUGUUUGCAUUUGCCAAUUUGAAUACACUUCGAGAGCUUUCCAGUCAUUGUUAUUUUGUGUCCCAUGUCUAGGUGAUUCUCAACAUACUCUGCCAUAAUGUCUUUUCAUUUUAGUAUUCAGUGUGUAUUUUGAAUGAUGAAGGCUAUGUGCAUAUACGUAUUUAUGAUGAACUUCUAUCUUAAUCAAUUUCCAUACAAUGUUCGUCCUUGCAGUACAGAGAUCUCCA
Cylicocyclus nassatus is the source of this 7587-nucleotide messenger RNA. The record is from the annotation of a GenBank genome assembly. NCBI's taxonomy places the organism in Eukaryota, Metazoa, Nematoda, Chromadorea, Rhabditida, Strongylidae.